ACCACCUGAGUUGUUGGGUGGCUGGGCAAGGCGUGCCCACCAUGUGUUCGACGAUUUGUCCCAAUGAAGCAGCAGGGGUGCGCGCAGUUUGUUUGGUUUGCUUCUCAGAGUCAGACAAUGCCACAUUGCCAUCAUUACUCUCUUCCGGCGUUAAUGCAACAUAGUAAUGGCCUUGAGAACAGUGACGAGGAAGUUAGGGAGUAAACUAUUACCCAGGUUUUCUCCUGCGUCUCUAUUGCAUUCACAUGCCACAAGUUUCGGAUUUAAAGAAGUAAGGGAAGACGAAAAAAGUCGAAUGGUUGGUGAUGUCUUCAGCAAUGUUGCUUCAAACUAUGAUCUAAUGAAUGAUGUAAUGAGUGCAGGAUUACACAGAUUGUGGAAGGACAGGUUAGUUUCCAAACUAAAUCCUUUUCCUGGAAUGAAGCAUCUUGAUGUGGCUGGUGGGACAGGCGAUGUUGCUUUCAGGAUACUAGACUCUAUAAACAGCAUCAGACGGAGAGCUAUGCAAGAUGUUCUUGAAGAUGAUUUGCAAGAAGAGACUAAGGUUUAUGUAUCUGACAUAAACCCUAACAUGUUGAAUGUUGGUAAAAAGCGGGCCUUGGAGAGAGGUCUUGGAGAAGACAAAUCCCUGCUAUGGGUGGAGGGAGAUGCAGAAGCCUUAAGCUUUGGAGAUAAUACAAUGGAUGGUUACACAAUUGCAUUUGGGAUUAGGAAUGUUACACACAUAGAGAAAGUGCUUUCUGAAGCUUAUAGGGUGCUAAAACAUGGAGGAAGGUUCUUGUGUCUUGAACUGAGCCAUGUAGACGUUCCUGUCUUUAAACAAUUCUAUGAUUAUUACUCAUUCUCAAUCAUUCCUGCACUGGGAGAGCUCGUUGCAGGAGAUAGAGAAUCUUAUCAGUACUUGGUAGAGAGUAUCCGCCGUUUCCCCUCACAGGAGACAUUUGCUUCAAUGAUUGCAGAUGCAGGUUUCCAGAAGGUGGAAUAUGAAAAUCUUGUUGGAGGAGUGGUUGCGAUUCAUUCAGGAUUAAAAAUAUAGUAGUGUAGUUAUGAAUUUUAAUCUCAAAAAAUCUCAAAAUUCUGCUUGAACAAUUUUUGGCUUUGAGCUUUUUGUUUGCCUACCUUCCUUCAGAUCAAAUGUAAGAAAUUAAAUAGGUGACCAAAUGAUUUUUUGUCUUGUCCUAUAUAAACAUUCAAUAGAUAAUUUUUUGUAUAUUGUUUCACAA
Prunus dulcis (almond) is the source of this 1223-nucleotide messenger RNA. Its product is annotated as 2-methoxy-6-polyprenyl-1,4-benzoquinol methylase, mitochondrial. NCBI's taxonomy places the organism in Eukaryota, Viridiplantae, Streptophyta, Magnoliopsida, Rosales, Rosaceae. The record is from RefSeq and is a predicted model, not a curated record. The transcript is spliced from 9 exons. The coding region runs from base 167 to 1036 and encodes 289 amino acids. Gene Ontology annotation, cellular component: mitochondrion. Gene Ontology annotation, biological process: ubiquinone biosynthetic process. Gene Ontology annotation, molecular function: methyltransferase activity.